UCUCUUUCCCGUUCUCACAAAGAGAGAGAGAGAGAGAGAGAGAGGGUGUUACCAGUGAGCGCGAGCGAGUCCCUGACAUUUUUUUUGUGUUUCUUUUUGCAGUGGGGAUGAUGGGUUGCGGUGGGCUUGAAUAGAUUCUUGAGCUCGGUUGUCACCCAACAACAGGAUCCUUACCUUCGUUUCGUCAUCUUUCUCUGCGCUGGCUCGCCUCUCUCUCUUCUUCUCCUCUCUUUUUCCUUCCCAUUUUCUUUUUGUUUGCUUUAGAAAAUCCAUUAUCGUUCACUUCUGAGCCCGCUUUCCGUUUUCCCUCUUCCAUCUGGCCUCCCCUUUAUUCGCUUCCGCUUCAAAUCUGGUUUAGGUUUUGGGCUUCCCGACUUGCUGUCUUUAUUCUAGCUCGAACCCACCAUACCCAUUUUCCAAAAAUGAAUAUAUUCUCUCUUAUUUGCGACUUUCCAGUUACUUCCUUUUCCAUAUUCUGAAGAAUAUGUGAUGUGGGUUUUGAGCUGAUUUUCGCCUAAUGCAGCGGAUACCCACUUCUGCUCUCGUUUCUCUCACCAAGUAUCAGCGAAGAUUCUGCUCCGUUAUCUUCUGCUUCAGAGUUUCCGAGUUGCUCUGUUUCCCCACUUCACUAGCUCACUAGAUCCCUGGUGAAAUUUCUGCUUUGUCUCAGUUUUGCUUCUGGGUCUGCAUACAUGAAGUAAAGGUCGUGGCUUCUGAGCUGUGUAAGCAACAUUUCAAGUUCUUUUCGCCGACCCGAGUUCCUAUUUUGAGGUAUCAAUCGCUUGUGAUGGGGUGGCUGGUGUCUCUGGGGUUGGCCUGGGUGUUGUCGUUCUCAAUGGUGUGCUCAGUCAGUGGGAUAGGGGCUAACUGGGGUACUCAGGCCUCGCACCCUCUCCCACCGGCAACGGUGGUGAGGAUGCUGAGAGAAAAUGGCAUCCAAAAGGUGAAGCUUUUCGACGCGGACUAUGGGGCGUUGAAAGCUCUGGGAAGGACGGGGAUUGAGGUCAUGGUGGGGAUUCCCAACGACAUGCUUGCUUCUUUUGCGGGCAGUGUGAAAGCUGCUGAGAGAUGGGUGUCCAAGAAUGUCUCCACUCACAUCACCAGCUCUAAUGUCAACAUAAGGUAUGUUGCUGUUGGCAAUGAACCUUUCCUGAAAACCUACAACGAUAGUUUUAUCACCACAACCUACCCGGCCCUUCAGAAUGUCCAAUCUGCCCUCAUAAGAGCUGGCCUUAGCAGCCAAGUGAAGGUUACUGUCCCCCUCAAUGCUGACGUCUAUGCUAGCUCAACUGGCUUACCAUCUGGUGGGGAUUUUCGUGCAGACAUCCAGCAGUUAAUGAUCCAAAUUGUCAAGUUCUUGAGUGAUAAUGGGGGUUCUUUCACUGUGAAUAUCUACCCCUUCAUUAGUCUCUACACUGACGCCAACUUCCCUGUGGAAUAUGCCUUCUUUGAUGGCAAUGCAUCCCCUAUAGUGGAUGGCAGCGCAACGUACUAUAACAUGUUCGAUGCUAAUUACGACACGCUCGUGUGGGCCCUGCAGAAGAAUGGCUUUGGGAACUUGGCCAUCAUAGUUGGAGAGAUUGGGUGGCCCACUGAUGGGGACCGGAAUGCAAACCUGGUCUAUGCCCAGCGCUUCAACCAAGGCUUCAUGUCCCACAUAUCAGGUGGCAAAGGAACUCCCAUGAGACCAGGACCCAUUGAUGCAUACUUGUUCAGUCUGAUUGAUGAGGAUGCUAAGAGCAUUGAGCCGGGAAAUUUCGAGCGUCACUGGGGAAUUUUUGGCUAUGAUGGGAAGCCAAAGUACUUGUUCAAUCUUGGCACCACCAAUUCCAACGGCUUGAUUCCUGCACGAGGUGUGAACUAUCUUGAACCGAAGUGGUGUUUGCUGAAGCCGUCGGCCAACCUCACAGGUGAUCAAAUGGCGCCAAGUGUGAGCUAUGCAUGUUCGAGGGGCGAUUGCACUAGUCUCGGUUAUGGGACGUCUUGUGGGAAUCUAGAUGCUGAAGGGAACAUCUCGUAUGCAUUUAACAGUUAUUACCAGAUAAAUAAUCAGCUUGACAGCGCUUGCAAGUUUUCAGGCUUGUCGAUGAUCACUAGGACAAAUCCUUCAGUAGGGACUUGCCGAUUCAACACCAUGAUCCAACCCUAUUAUGGGAGUGCGGGAAGGCUACAUGGCUAUCUUGGAAAUGUAUUUGGGCCGUCACUCAGCCUGAUUGUUUUGUUACUGAUGAUUCUGUGACACUUCAUUUCUAAGUUCACAAGGAUUCAGUUGAAGGCCAUUGCAUAGAGACAAGGAUGGCAUCAACGCUUGAUUCACUGUUUCAGUUGGCACAUUGAUCGGUGGAUGAGGCAAGAUCAUGGUUGUCACAAUGCAUAUCACCAGGAUGAGGCACAAUGCGAGGGUUACUUAGAAAUAUGUUGUCUUGGAAAAAAAGAACAUGAAUUGUCUUCCUUGCUCUUCCUUAGCGUGUACGCAGCGACUGCAUACACAAGCGCACACAAUAUGUGCGUGUCCCAUUUCUUGGGUACCAGGGGUUUGUUUCUGGUUCUUCAGUUGUGCCCUACUCAUGCUCUUCCGCGCUCAUGAUAGGUUUGCCUAUCAAGAGGCGAUGCAUUGUUGGCAACAAAUGGCGGAUGAGCACACGGAUGGAGUUUUGUCAAGUCUAAGAACAUUUAUUUGUGAUUUUUUGGGAUCAGUUUUGUUUUAAUCACCUGUAACCCGCCUGCUUAUCUCGCUAAAGGUAAUUCAGGCUUGGCGAAAUGCCUUUCCUUGUGCAAGCGACAGUGCUCUAGCCAUUCUUGUUUUC
Eucalyptus grandis is the source of this 2807-nucleotide messenger RNA. Its product is annotated as glucan endo-1,3-beta-glucosidase 6. The transcript is spliced from 3 exons. Gene Ontology annotation, biological process: carbohydrate metabolic process. Gene Ontology annotation, molecular function: hydrolase activity, hydrolyzing O-glycosyl compounds. The coding region runs from base 788 to 2239 and encodes 483 amino acids. The record is from RefSeq and is a predicted model, not a curated record. Gene Ontology annotation, cellular component: plasma membrane. NCBI's taxonomy places the organism in Eukaryota, Viridiplantae, Streptophyta, Magnoliopsida, Myrtales, Myrtaceae.